This is a messenger RNA of Carlito syrichta (Philippine tarsier), 618 nucleotides long. It is a transcript of the gene PRDM12, whose product is annotated as PR/SET domain 12. The transcript is spliced from 6 exons. Gene Ontology annotation, molecular function: histone methyltransferase binding. Gene Ontology annotation, biological process: neurogenesis. Bases 1 to 618 code for a protein of 205 amino acids. The record is from RefSeq and is a predicted model, not a curated record. Gene Ontology annotation, cellular component: nucleus. NCBI's taxonomy places the organism in Eukaryota, Metazoa, Chordata, Mammalia, Primates, Tarsiidae.
AUGAAGGAGCUGGGCGGAGCUGGACCAGAGGUGCAGAAGCUGUCCAGCUUGGUGCUACCGGCCGAGGUGAUCAUCGCACAGAGCUCCAUCCCGGGCGAGGGCCUCGGCAUCUUCUCCAAGACCUGGAUCAAGGCGGGCACCGAGAUGGGCCCCUUCACCGGUCGCGUCAUCGCCCCGGAGCAUGUGGACGUCUGCAAGAACAACAACCUCAUGUGGGAGGUCUUCAACGAGGAUGGCACGGUACGCUAUUUCAUCGACGCCAGCCAGGAGGACCACCGCAGCUGGAUGACAUACAUCAAGUGUGCCCGCAACGAGCAGGAGCAGAACCUGGAGGUGGUACAGAUCGGCACCAGCAUCUUCUACAAAGCCAUUGAGAUGAUCCCUCCGGACCAGGAGCUGUUGGUGUGGUACGGGAACUCACACAAUACCUUCCUGGGCAUCCCUGGUGUGCCUGGGCUGGAGGAAGAGCAGAAAAAGAACAAGCAUGGCAAGCUUGAUUGCCGCGAUGAGAUACCUCUGAUACCUGGCACCAGGAAGUCUGUUUCUGAAAAGACAAAGUCGUGCCAACCUUGUGACAAGCUCUGUGAAUGUGAGUGCUGUGAGAAUGGACGGAGUUAA